Molecule: messenger RNA, 4455 nt
Organism: Eimeria maxima
Lineage: Eukaryota; Apicomplexa; Conoidasida; Eucoccidiorida; Eimeriidae
Exons: 11
Coding region: 1-4455 (1484 amino acids)
Source: RefSeq, a predicted model, not a curated record
AUGACGCGGAAACAUGGCGCCCGCUUCCACGGUGCUUUGGACAACGUGUUAAGUCAGCUGACGCAGCAGCAACAGUUGGAGGGGGAAGCCAACAUAGCUGCAACUUCGGCGAUCAGGGACCAGAAGACAUUUGAUGGGCCUGUCAGCUCAUCAGUACGGAAGAGAGAACUGAUUGAUGUGGGCUACAAUGCAAAGAAGAAACAUUGCGAAAGGCGGCUUCUGCUAAAAGACCCGGAUCAAAUUGGUCUUGGAAACGUACUAGAUGGGCAGACCCCACUUUUAAGGAGGGAUAUGUUCAGGAGGAAGCUUUUCCCCAUUCGAUUUGAAGACUCCGCCAGGAACGUUGAAGAAGUCCAGCAACUGCUCAUGAAGAGACAAUCUGUUGCUCAGCUCGUCAUUUCCCUACUCUAUCUUGCAAUGCUGCUUCUUUUUCUAUCACAUGCUCUGGAGAUCACUAAGAUAUUCGAGACAACGGAUGGAAUUGCAUCCCCGCUGAACUCGGCACUUGCACCCACGGUUUCCAGUUUCAACUCGAUUAGCUAUAAGGUGGCGAAAGCUGAACAAAUAUCAUCUGCAGCACCAGCAGCUGUUGUUCAGGAUUCGGGUACGUCGGAGAGUAUCCUUACGCUGAAGACUGUUCUUGAUUUUCCCCAUGAGCCUUCAACAUACGCUUUGGAUAGUGGGGCCCACAGUGCAGGCGCCUACGCGACCAGUGCCACACGGAGGCGCCUACUCUGUCAGAACCACUUUUCUGUACAGGUUGAACUGGAAAACGUUGAUGGAUUCGAUCUCGGGUAUGAUGGUAUUUGGCCCAUAACGACGGCAGGUGCCGCCUCUAGAAUCGCAGCAGCAAGACUGCGGUCCGACAACCCCCUGGUAAAUCCAUCAGGGUCGAGGUUCACCUACUCGUACCCUUUUGCUGCUGUUGGGGAUGACAAGGCUUUUAAUAAAAUAGGGGGGCACUACCAAGUCAUUUGCGAAGAUUCAAUGCAAGCAGCUCAAAAUGCACUGCAACAAAACCAGGCCCCUUCUCGCUACCCUCCUUGGUUUGUCCCGCUUCCAGUAAUUGCUGAUCGUCGGACCAUUUCAACUGUAGUUGACUUCUUUGCCAUUAACCCGAUCACGGAGACGUUCGCGCACUGCGCUGUCCUAUUUGCCUUCACCAGUUCAGGCACAGUUCAGAGGCCUCUGGUGUUAGUCUCGUCAUUGAUGCCGUUCUCGGCACAAUCCUACGGUCUGGUGCGGUACACAUCACUUGGCUUGAUGUUGACAUUCCUGCUUCUGUACCUACUGUGCGAAUUCGUGGAAAUGAAACGGUUGGGUUUCAAAUCUUGGCUUAAAGGAGGCUGGACGAUAUUUCUGCUGUUCCAUCUUUUUGUGCUGCUUGGCUUUCUCUCCUCCUUUUCUGCCUCACAAGUCAUUGCACUUCUAGCUCCCGAAAUUGGAACAACGAUAGGGGUUGAUGGAUACUACAAUACUUUGGAAGCACCCCGUGCAGCUAGCGAAUCAGAGUUUUUCCAGUUGGUCAACAGCUACUACAAUUUGUUCAGUGCAAACGACGUCUCCCAACAAGCAUGCAUUAUAUUUGGUUCUGUCACCGCUUUAUCAGGCUUAACGACAUCUGCGGCUCUCCUGCUGGGUGGGACGGUUGGGAACUACAACCUUUACAUGAUGACUUCUGUCAAUCCUGUCCUUGCUGGAGUAUUUUUCGUGCCUCUUUUUUUGGUCUUCUCGGCGUUUGGAUUUACCAUUGUAACUGCUGUGGUGCUGAGGAAACAUGACUUCUGUGCUGAAUCAGUACAACAAGGCGUCAUCAAAUACAGACUCGAAGGACAGGCCAUGAUUGGCUUUUGGAGGGCGCAGACGGUGGCUCUUCCCGCUGAUGGCGCUAACUACGGGCUGGAUGAUGACGUCGAAGAGGCAAGGGAGCUGAAAAGCAAAAGAAAGGUCAAACGGCGGUCAGCCCUUGCGAACAAAAAAAAAGGGGAAGAUUUUUACAGGCGUGAACACAACGAAGAGGAAGAACCGUCUUCUAUCGAGGCAGACAAUGCUUCACCGCCCUAUUACCCCCCUUGGGUGUGGAGUGCAAUUGGCAUGCAAGAUCCUCGAGACAAAUACGGUUUGCAAACUGGGGAGGGACAGGGGUUCUACGUGGACCCAGGCAGCAUAGGUACAUACUCUAGGACAUACGGCUGUUUCAGCGGAUUUAACGUCUCUGGCGUAACAGACAGGUCGAACUGGUACUUCACCCCGGUUAUCCCGUGCACCCAAGUAGCCGAAUAUCCGGCCCCUUCCAUUGCCAAGGUAUACGUGAUGGUGAGAAAACAAACACAGGAAGACCACGAAGACGCGUGGAAGAAGCUCUUCGUAAUAGCGUUUGUUGCAGUCAUAGUCGCCACUGUCAGUCUACAACUGUCGGUUGACGUAACUGCAGACAUGAGAGAAAUGUCUGGGAAGGCGAUUUCCAAGACUGAAUUUCCAUCGGAUCCUAUCGAAUUCACCUGCAAGGAUCCUUCUCUGGGUGUGGCUCAUAUUUUUAUCGUUUGCGUCAGUCAAAUAGCACCACUCACCGAGUUUUCCAGUUCAUUUAAGGCAACUGUCGGUGCAACGUAUCAGCAACUCGUGCUGUCUAACUGGAACAGCGCGAUUAUUCCACGUUCUGUUCGUGUUACUUUAGCACUUCGGUGCGAAGUAGGGUAUCCAGCUCAAGUUGGCUUUACGUGUGAGUCGCUCCAGUGCAACUAUCAACCGCUCUUCGAAACGACCGCCUUCCGAGCAUUUUUGAAAGAACUCGCACACCAAGACAUACUGCGGGAUGUAGUUGAAGAGUUAGCUUUUUACGCUGUUCUCGUAAACCCCAAUGCUGACAACAUGGUAUUGGAGCUGUCAAUAAAAUUCCGCCGAGACCGUGGUGGUACAGUAGUUCCCAGCCUUUGUGUUGAAGCAUACGAGUUGCAACCGUAUGCCACCUGGCACUCGACAGCGAUUGCAUCAAUCGCUUUGCAAGUAGCAGCCGUUGCUCUGUUCCUGUUUUUCGGCUGUUCAUUCUUUGUGGAACUAUACCGUUUGAGGAGGAACUUAAAGGAAGAGCGUGAUGACUACAGUUUUGGCUUGUGCUUGGGGGUAUUCUUCGUCGACGACAUCUUCAAUGUCUUCGACUUAAUUGGAUUUGGAGUGCUGGCAGGCUCAAUCGUUGUGUGGGCACUUCACGUGCUUGCCUUAACGCAUUUCCAAGUGUUUAAUAUGACGACAGACCUUGCCACAGCUUCAGCAGCAGCUGCAGCCGGUGGCACACAAGAAGCAGAAGCAACUGCAGCCGCUGGCGUACUCUUCACGGCAAUAAGCUCAACAGCUAACUCACUGAGAGCCUAUGCUCAGUUAGCCGCCGCUAUCUUGGCUGUUGCAUUUCUUCGGUUGAUCCGCAUUGGACGCAAACGCAAACAGUUAACCUUGAUGUUCUUCGCUCUGGCUUCUGCAGCGGAGGAAAUGAUCCAGGUUCUGAUGGGGACAACACUGGUGUUCAUUGGGUUUACGUAUGUCUGCUUCUUGUCCUUUGGGCGUCAAUUGGAAAGCUAUUCAACCCUCAGGAAUUCCUUUGUGUCCACAAUUAUGCUGACGACAGGCUUUUUCCCGCUGUCGCAACUCUUCCAUGCGGAUGCUAUUGUAGCGGGGGCCUUUAUUUUCCCUUAUCUCUUUUUCAUGGGGGUAAUAUGCUUCAGCUUCUUCCUAUGCGUUCUGCUUCGAUCGCUGGCAUCCCGUGCAGCUGAAAUAAAAGCAAUGGAGCGACUUGGGAAGGUUGCGGAUCGUUCAGUAUUAGAGUCCGCACAACUCUUUUUUGCGGAGCUUUUCUGCAGAUUGGGUUCAAAACGUGCAAGGGUACAAAGGCAGCAGCAAAUGCAGGAGCAACAACGCCUGAAACUGCAGGAGGACUCAAACGUGCAUUUUGGAAGUGCAACGCCAACGGACAAACAAGAAAAUAUCGCUGAGGUGCUAAAGCAAGAGGACGCAGAAAGGAGGCGAAGGGAGAAGCCGCUUAAAGUUGUAGAGUUGCCUCACGACGUGGUUACCAGUGCAUUAUCUGACGAGCAGUAUGCUGCGUUGCCAGAGGAAGUUCGUUUGUAUGCAGCUCAAGAAGCAGCUUUUUUUAUCGACCGAUUCCGCAUGAUGGCGACACAGAUGAGCCUCGGCAGUGGCAACAUUGUGUCCCUUCUACAACAGCUAGAGAGCGAGGCGUAUGCAGAACUCUCCAGGCUCUCUCGCGACGUGGCCCAGCAAGAAGGUCAUCUGCGGCAUGAACUGUCAGUGUACGCUUCCCAGGUGGUCAGUGGGCAACAGAGGCUGACGGCGUACAUAAAGUACAUUGAAAAGGCACUGAAAGAUAGGGAAGAAGAGCUUCAGUUACAACAACGGGAGGUGGAACUCCUUGAAUCCCGAAUGGCGGGUGACUUAGAGUAA